AUGGAUUCCGAAAAUGUUGAUUCUUCUGAAGAAGGCUUUGAUCAUAACAGUGUUAAUGCCUCAACAUCUCUAAUAUCUAAAGAAGAUAUAAAGAGCAAUAGAAAGAAUGGUGACUCUAUAGUAGUGUGUGAUGAAUGUUUACAAGAAUAUAGUAUUAAUACAUCAAUGGGAGUUUUAGCUAAACAUUUAAAUAAUAAACAUAAUCAUGGUAUUAUUUUAAAAUCAAAAAGAUACUUAUCUUCGAAUCAAAGUCCUUAUAGUAAAGAUAAUAUCAGAUGUAUUGAAGAAUGUGAAAAUUCUAUAUUUGAUUUUUUUGUUGGUGAUCAAAUUUCAUUUAAUACUGCUAAGAGUUGA
Messenger RNA from Dentiscutata erythropus, 354 nucleotides. The record is from the annotation of a GenBank genome assembly. Lineage: Eukaryota; Fungi; Glomeromycota; Glomeromycetes; Diversisporales; Gigasporaceae.